This is a messenger RNA of Rotaria socialis, 1623 nucleotides long. NCBI's taxonomy places the organism in Eukaryota, Metazoa, Rotifera, Eurotatoria, Philodinida, Philodinidae. The record is from the annotation of a GenBank genome assembly.
AUGACUAUGGCUUCAAAUUCAUCUUCAUCUUCAUCUAGUAGACAUGUUCCUCGGUUGAAUAUUGUUAUGCAAUUUGUUGGAACGCGUGGUGAUAUUCAGCCGCUCAUUGCUUAUGGGCAGAUGCUACAAAAUUUCGGACAUCGGGUUCGAUUUGCAACGCAUAAUGAACACCGUGCUUUAGUUACGAAUAAUGAUCUCAAAUUUUUUCCUCUCGGAGGUGACUCACAGAAGCUCAUGAAAUAUAUGGUUACGUGUGGUGGAAUUUACCCGACUAUUGGUGCCGUGUUGAAUGGUGCAAUAGGUGAAAAUAAUGAAGCUAUCAGUGAAAUUCUCAAAUCAACAUGGACUUCGUGUAUUGAUCCAGAUGAAGUAACGAAUGAUGGAUUCUUUGCUGAUGCAAUUAUUGCGAAUCCACCUUCGUUUGGUCAUAUUCAUUGUGCCGAAAAACUGCGCAUUCCACUUCACAUUGUCUUCACCAUGCCCUGGUCAGAAACAAUCAACUUUUCGCAUCCUUUAGCUCGGUCUGCAUAUAGAGUAGAAGAAUCCCCUCGAAGAAGAGCAGAAUCAUAUCAGAGCGUCGAACGAUUCAUGUGGACGGGUUCGCAUCGGAUCGUCAAUGAUUUUCGUAAAAACAUACUGGGCCUUCUUCCAUUGAGCAGUGAACAGGCUCUCCGCAUGAUGAAUGAUGUACCGCAUACGUACUGCUGGUCACCUUCACUUGUUCCAAAACCAAACGAUUGGGGUCCUAAUAUUGACGUUUGCGGGUUUUUCUUUCUUUAUGAUAAAACAGACUACCCAGUACCUCGUAGUUUGAUGGAUUUUCUAGACAGUGGUGAUCCACCACUGUACAUUGGCUUUGGCUCGAUCAGUGGUCAUGAUGAACGCAAACUAUUCAGAACUAUCAUAAGAGCUCUUAACAUAACUGGAAAACGAGCGGUAGUCAGCGAUAAACUAAUCGCACCAGAUACUGAAGUGCCCGAAAAUAUUCAUCCAUGUGGCAACUGUCCGCACGAUUGGCUAUUUCAAUAUGUAUCCGGUGUUUGUCAUCACGGUGGAGCUGGUACAACAGCAACUGGACUUCGAGCGGGCUUACCAACUAUCAUCGUCCCUUUUUUUGGUGACCAAUACUUUUGGAGUGAUAUUGUAGAAAAAGCAGGUGCUGGGCCACCGGCUUUAUCAGCGAGAUCCCUUCAUACCAGACAUUUGGUUGAUGCCAUCAACUUCAUCUCGGACGCUAACGUGAAGGCAAGAGCACAGGAGAUUUCCCGCAAAAUGCGAGACGAACAUGGAUGUGAAGCUGCCAUGCGUAGUUUUCAUCAACAACUGCCUUUAGAUGCAAUGCAGAGUGAUUUAGAAGAGACAUAUCCUGCUUGCUAUCGUAUUCCAAAGUACGGCCUUAAGGUAUCUUGGCCAGUUGCUCAAAUUCUAUUAGGAGUAGAAUCAGUCUUUCUAGAUGAUUUACUCCCGUGCGCUACCUGCGAGUGGAAUCCAGCGAAGUCUUUCAAUCUUUCGAUUCCGCCUCUCUAUAGAACUCCCGAUAGGGUUCUACCUUACACAGAAGAUCAACGUAAGAAAAUUAUAGCAGCCUUUUCAGAUGUCAUCAACAAAGUACCACAGAAAUAA